CUCCCACUUCCUUCGCCGCUGCCCUUCUUUUGCUCUUUCUCUCUCCGAGAUCUCUUCCGUUCUCUCGAUCCCUUGAUGCCCUAGUUUCUCAAUCGAGCUUCGUGCGCGGUUCCUCGGCGGUGUUGCGAAUUGGGGGUGCUCUAAUGCUUGGAUCUGUGUUCUGUGGAAAUCCCGAGGUGUUAUUGAUUUUGGAGCUCAUGGAGUGUGGAUCGGUUUGAUGAGUUUCAAUGGAUAGCGAUUGAAAGAUCAUAAGGAUCUUUGAGGUUUAAGAAUCUGUGACCAAUGAUGAUGCAGAAAACAAAUAUGUGUUUGGACUUCCUCUAGUCCAAGCAUUCUUUUUCUUCACCUGGUGUCCUUCAUGGGUUGAGAUGUGAGACGAAAUGAAUUUAUAUUUUAGAUAUUAUUUGAGAUGGAGGGGAUGCCAGGUGAUUCUGGACAAUCUGAACCGGGACCUUCUAAUUCUACGUGGUGGCCCUCAGAUUUUAUGGAAAAGUUACAGUCUAUCUCCUUGGACCCACAUGAAAGGAGUUCAAAUAUUAGACAAUCUGCAGACAAUGUUGGACAAAAGGAACUUUUAUCUUCAAGUGCUUCUCAGGUUUUGUGGGCCACUGGAGCUUUGUUAGAUCCGAUUCCAAAUGGAUUCUACUCCAUUAUUCCGGAUAAAAAAUUGAAAGAGCUCUUUGAGACAAUUCCAACUCUGGAGGACCUAUGUUCUCUUUGUAUGGAGAAGCUUAGGGCUGAUAUCAUUCUUGUAGAUGCAGAGAAGGAUAAGAAGCUCACUAUGCUCAAGCAUUUGAGUGCAGCGUUGGUGAAAGGAGCAAAUUCCAAUCCGGCUUCACUAAUAAAAAAACUUGCUGGUUUGGUUGCUGAUGUUUAUAAAAGGUCAAAUACAGAGCUAAGUCCUGCCAAAGCUGCUACUGAAGAAGGCUCACACUUGAUGGAACAUAAAGGCAUCCAACUAUUAGGUCAAAUAAGGCAUGGAUCCUGCCGGCCUCGAGCGAUUUUGUUCAAAGUUCUUGCAGAUUCUGUAGGACUUGAGAGCAAGCUUGUGGUGGGAAUCCCUAGUGAUGGUGCUGUUGAAUACACUGAUUCAUAUAAGCAUAUGUCUGUGGUUGUUGUGCUCAACUCUGUAGAACUACUGGUUGAUCUCAUGCGAUUUCCAGGACAGCUAAUUCCAUUCUCAGCCAAGGCGAUAUUUUUUUCACACUUCUCUGCAGCAGGGGAGAGCGAUUCUGCUGAGAAUGACUCCUGUGAUUCACCUCUUGAACCCAACAGCCCUUUAUGUGGUUUUUCUGAUAGACAAGAUGUUGAAUGUGGAGAGCAAGAUGAAAACCUACAAUCUUUGUGUCAGCGGAGAGCUGAUGCAUCAUCAAAUGUUUCUGGUCAUUCAUUGCGCAACAUCAUGUUGAGACCAACAACAUUUGUGGAGAGUAAACUUAGCUUAUCACAUAGUGAGCCCAACAUUGCGAAUGCUUUUUGGAGAAGUGGUAGGAGGAGAGCUGUUGCUGAACAACAACGAACUGCUAGUUCAAGCCCAGAACACCCUCUAUCACGAGCACGUGGGAGAUCUAUGCUUAGUGGUUAUAGACAAUCAUCAUUUAGAGAAUAUGCUGAUGGGGUGGCUGCAUCAAGGUCAGAUGGCGCUUCAACAUCUGAUGUUCGUAGGAUUCGAAGAAGAAGCAUCAGCAUCACACCUGAAAUUAGUGAUGAUAUUGUGAGGGCUGUUCGAGCAAUGAAUGAAACACUAAAGCGAAAUCGUCUCCUGCAGGAUGGAGGCGAAGAAGGUUCUAAUACAUACUUGAGAAAUGAAAUCAACAAUAUGCAGGGUUCACCCAAAAAUGAAUCAAGCUUUCCUAGUGGUGGCCAUCACAAGGAACCAACUGAUAUAUCUGGCGGUUAUAAUAGCUCAAGAAAGCAAAUAAAUUCUACUCAGAAAGCAAUAUCAUUACCUUCAUCCCCUCAUGAAUUCGGGGAUCCUACUGCAGAAAUAAGUGAAACUUCUUCUGACUUCUUAAGCACUGAUGUGUUGGUGUCAACAUGGAACAAAGUCUUGCAAUCUUCACCCUUUCUGAAUAAACCUCUAUUACCUUUCCAAGAAUGGAACAUUGAUUUCUCGGAGCUUACCGUUGGCACUCGUGUUGGGAUAGGGUUCUUUGGAGAAGUUUUCCGAGGUAUAUGGAAUGGCACAGAUGUGGCCAUCAAAGUUUUUCUGGAGCAAGAUCUGACAACCGAGAAUAUGGAAGAUUUCUGCAACGAAAUUUACAUAUUGAGCCGCCUACGACAUCCAAAUGUUAUCUUGUUCCUCGGUGCUUGCAUGAAGCCGCCUCACUUAUCAAUGGUCACUGAGUACAUGGAAAUGGGAUCCUUGUAUUAUCUAAUCCAUAUGAGUGGCCAGAAGAAAAAACUCAGCUGGAGGAAAAGAUUGAAAAUGCUUCGUGAUAUCUGCAGGGGGUUAAUGUGCAUACAUCGGAUGAAAAUAGUCCAUCGUGAUCUGAAAAGUGCCAAUUGUCUUGUGAAUAAACAUUGGACGGUAAAAAUUUGUGACUUUGGGCUCUCACGAGUAAUGACUGAUGCUCCCAUGAGUGAUAAUUCAUCUGCUGGCACCCCUGAAUGGAUGGCUCCAGAACUCAUUCGCAAUGAACCGUUCACAGAAAAAUGUGACAUUUUCAGCCUUGGAGUGAUAAUGUGGGAACUUUGUACUCUAAAUAGGCCAUGGGAAGGCGUGCCACCAGUCCAAGUUGUCUAUGCAGUUGCUAAUGAAGGAACCCGCUUGGAAAUUCCUGAAGGGCCUCUUGGCAAGUUGAUAUCAGACUGCUGGGCUGAGCCAAAUGAACGACCGAGUUGCCAAGAGAUUCUCACUCGCCUGGUUGAUUGUGAGUACACCAUUUGCUGAUUUGAUCUAUCUGGGUAUGUACAGCCGAAAUAGACCAUUCUCAAAAUUUAAGCUUUGCUUAAGUUGUACAUUAGCUAGCUCUUCCAUCAUAUGCCAAUGUUUGGUUUCAAAAUUCCAGUUCCUGUCAUCUUUUUUCUUUUCAAUAAUGAAAUUGUGUACUUAUUUCAUGCAAUUCGCAUAAUCCUGCAUAUACAGUUUUUCUUUUGAUUGUAAUUGAAAUUGUGAAUGUAUUGCAAGCAAGAAUUUGCGGACAUUUCAUUGGAUGUAUUCAAAUUAAUGGAGGUAUUUAUCUGUUCUGUUUUUGAGACAUAACAGGCCUCCUGAGAAUGGCCAGCUUUCCAUAUCAA
Molecule: messenger RNA, 3240 nt
Organism: Dioscorea cayenensis subsp. rotundata (Guinea yam)
Lineage: Eukaryota; Viridiplantae; Streptophyta; Magnoliopsida; Dioscoreales; Dioscoreaceae
Product: serine/threonine-protein kinase EDR1-like
Exons: 18
Coding region: 410-2893 (827 amino acids)
Biological process (GO): protein phosphorylation
Molecular function (GO): protein kinase activity; ATP binding
Source: RefSeq, a predicted model, not a curated record